AUGGCCACAGAAUCGACGAAGUUGCAGGUGGAUAAGAUGCUGAUGAAGAAGUUGAAGAAGGACACCGGGUUCGAGCCGACGAUGAAGAAGCUGUUCGAGAAGGCGAAGAAGGCGAAGCCUAAGAGUGUGACGGCUACCGUGCUGAACACGAAGACGACAUUCGCCGCGGGAGCUAAGGGCAAACCUGUUGUGCCUUUGAUAGAUUAUGCGAAAGUGAAGAAACUUAGCAAGGGACCGAUGAAGGAUAAAUGCGCGGUUGUGGCGUACGAAGGUGAUGCCAAGAAGAAGAUCUACGUCAUCGCGAUGCGUUUUGCAACCGAGGAAGGCUUGAAGGUGUUCUACGACGCAGCCAACACCAAGGGCGUGAAGCCUCCAGAGCCGAAGCCAGCGCCACCACCGUCGCCAACUCCUGAGCCCACGCCAAGACAACCGUCACCGCCAUCUAGUUCUUCGUCUUCGCCGUCACCGGCGCGACCAAGUACUCGUGAAUCGCGACCAACUGCGCGUCGUUCUCCAGUCCCUGUUACACGUACUAGCACAUCUAGAAGUUCAGAUACUGAGUAUACCAUUCACGAGUACCCUCAAGCACAGCCAGCACCUAAACCACAACCACAGCCCCAAAGACCUGCUUCAUCAUCAUCAUCAUCUUCGUCUUCGUCUUUAAGAAUGCCAACUCCCAAGCAACCAACACCACGUCAGCCAACACCGCGUCAACCAACACCGCGUCAACCAACACCACGACAGCCUACACCCCAGCGGACUACCCAACAACGCCGAUCUAGCUCCAGUUCCAGCUCAUCGUCUUCCUCCAGGAGAAUUCAAAGGAAGCCCAUGCCAUCUCCAGCUCCAAUUCGAACCACCUACGUCUCAACUGAUCAAAUCGACUCCCGAGGUGACAGGCGGUACCGAUCGAAUGGCGACGUUAGUCAGGUGAAUAGACCGAACGAUUUCGCCACCAGCUACUUAGGCAGCGAUGAUCGUGAUUUCAGAAUUUCCAAGUCAACAAGACCAUCACCAGAGCCAGUACGCAUCUACCGUUCUGAUAAGGUCAAAAGCGAAAAGUAUGCUGAACCCGUUCGUAUGUACUACUACUCAUCAAGAGCAAGUAGACGCAGUGCCAGCAGUAGCAGCAGCAGCAGCAGCAGUUCGUCUUCCAAUGGAAGCUCCUCCAGUAGUGAAAGCAUCGCAACCAGGUGGCUGCGGCAUCGGUCGGGAAGAAGAGGCGAAAACCACAGUCGAGGACGGGGUUACCGCCUGCAGGAUCGGAAACGCUACACGUCCAGCUCAAGUCGCUCCUCCUCCUCAUCAUCCGACGGCAUUCAAGUUCAGAACUGGAGGAUAAGGCGCAGAAGCUCGUCGUCAUCGUCGUCUUCCUCCUCUUCUUCCUCCUCUUCAGCGGAAUUCUUGAAGAAAGGCCCUGGUGGCAAUCGUGGCAGGUCAGACAGACGCCAGAACCUCACCUUUAUCAAUUCCCGAUAA
Messenger RNA from Mesocestoides corti, 1479 nucleotides. The record is from the annotation of a GenBank genome assembly. NCBI's taxonomy places the organism in Eukaryota, Metazoa, Platyhelminthes, Cestoda, Cyclophyllidea, Mesocestoididae.